Coregonus clupeaformis (lake whitefish) is the source of this 1246-nucleotide messenger RNA. RefSeq names its product myogenin-like. The record is from RefSeq and is a predicted model, not a curated record. The transcript has 3 exons. NCBI's taxonomy places the organism in Eukaryota, Metazoa, Chordata, Actinopteri, Salmoniformes, Salmonidae. Gene Ontology annotation, molecular function: protein dimerization activity; RNA polymerase II cis-regulatory region sequence-specific DNA binding; DNA-binding transcription factor activity, RNA polymerase II-specific. Bases 184 to 933 code for a protein of 249 amino acids. Gene Ontology annotation, biological process: muscle organ development; positive regulation of transcription by RNA polymerase II; positive regulation of myoblast differentiation.
UCUCCACACCAGUUGUUCUCCACACAUCUUCCUCUCUUCACUAACCCAGGCCAGGAGUUGGAGAGGCUCACUCAGACAUUCCCUCCAACACACACGGACCUAACACCCCUACAGAACACACACGGCAGAGCCCAGAGGAACCAAACCGGAGUCUUCGUCCCCUAAACAUCAGUGUCGACUAGUAUGGAGCUUUUCGAGACCAACCCCUACUUCUUCCCAGACCAGCGCUUCUACGAGGCGGGGGACAGCUUCUACCAGUCCCGCCUGCCGGGCGGGUACGACCAGGGGGGCUACCAGGAGCGUGGGGGCUCCAUGAUGGGCCUGUGUGGUGGUCUGUCCGAGGGUGUCGCUGUGGGUGGAGGGAAGACAUCCCCCUCCGGUCUCUCCCCCCACUCUGAGCCCCACUGCCCCAGCCAGUGCCUGCCCUGGGCCUGCAAGCUUUGCAAACGCAAGACGGUCACCAUGGACCGGCGGAAAGCGGCCACAAUGCGGGAGAAGAGGAGGCUAAAGAAGGUGAACGAGGCGUUCGAGGCCUUGAAGAGGAGCACCUUGAUGAACCCCAACCAGAGGCUGCCCAAGGUGGAGAUCCUGAGGAGCGCCAUCCAGUACAUUGAGAGGCUGCAGACACUUGUCUCCUCCCUCAACCAGCAGGAGAACGACCAGGGAGCACAGGGCCUACAAUACCGCACCGGAUCAGCCCAACCCAGUGUGUCGUCGUCGAGCGAGCGGGGAUCAGGCAGCACCUGCUGUAGCAGCCCAGAGUGGAGCAACACCUCAGACCACUGCACCCAUAGCUACAGCAAUGAGGACCUCCUAAGUGCAGACUCUCCAGAGCAGACUAACCUAUGCUCUCUGACGUCCAUGGUGGACAGCAUCACAGCAGUAGAGGGGGCUCUGGUGGCCUACCCUGUACCUGUGGACAUUCCCAAAUGAACCCAGAGCAGCUGCCUUACGUGUGCUGUUAACAGGGCCCUGUUCCGAUACUUCUACUUCCAAUACAAAUCCACCCUUCUUUCCUCCUUCCCCUGAUCUGAUAUAAAUGGAUAGGUGAAAUCUAUGCAGUGGAACCUACCCUGCACCUAUCCAAUCAUGUAAGAUCAGUGACUGCUUCAAAGAAGGGAGGAAGGAAGAGCAGGGCCUGUCCCAGUCAGGUCCAAUUAGUCCUAGGACACCACACAGCACCAUACACCAACACACAACACCCCACACAGCACCAACACACAGCACCAUACACCAACACACAACA